AUGGCGGCCAUCGCAACAUUCACCCGCAUCACCAUCAGGACGCGGGCGCCUUGGUAUCGCGCCCUCCCCCGGCGCGAGCUACACCGCUGCAUCCAAGUCGACCCCGGAACCCUCCGGCCCCAAUAUACGUCCAAGAUCGCCAACCGCGACGCCCAAAGCUACGACUCGGACGUCGAGACCAAACUCACAUACCACCAGCACGGUUUCGCCCGCUGCCAGUGA
Messenger RNA from Uncinocarpus reesii 1704, 222 nucleotides. RefSeq lists its product as uncharacterized. Bases 1 to 222 code for a protein of 73 amino acids. NCBI's taxonomy places the organism in Eukaryota, Fungi, Ascomycota, Eurotiomycetes, Onygenales, Onygenaceae. The transcript has a single exon. The record is from RefSeq and is a predicted model, not a curated record.